This is a messenger RNA of Alternaria conjuncta, 930 nucleotides long. RefSeq lists its product as uncharacterized. Lineage: Eukaryota; Fungi; Ascomycota; Dothideomycetes; Pleosporales; Pleosporaceae. Bases 1 to 930 code for a protein of 309 amino acids. Gene Ontology annotation, cellular component: membrane. The transcript has 3 exons. The record is from RefSeq and is a predicted model, not a curated record.
AUGAAGGAAGUACGCUCGUUGCUAGUCGCUCGAGGUUUGUUCGGCUUCUUUGGAGUCUUCGGCAUGUACUAUUCUCUGAUGUAUCUGCCCCUGGCCGAUGCCACCGUCAUCACAUUCCUCUCGCCAUCGCUAGCUUGCUGGGCGUGCUCAUACUUCAUCAACGAACCAUUCACCAGGAUGGAGCAGAUAGCUGCAUACAUCUCGCUAUUCGGCGUCGUCUUGAUCGCAAGACCCGUCUCGUUAUUCUCUGCGCUAUCGCAUUCCAGCGACCCGGUUCCUGCCUCCGGUGGCUUAGACGCCAUUCCGACAAACGUCACUGCGACUUCGCCGGAUCGUCUCGCUGCGGACUACGAUGAUGUGACACCCACACAACGAGCAGCAGCAGUAGGGGUCGCGAUGUUGGGCGUGAUAGGGUCAACAGGAGCAUACACUACGAUCCGAUGGAUCGGCAAGCGCGCGCAUCCACUUAUAUCUGUCACGUACUUCGCAACAUGGUGCACGAUUGUUAGCGUAGUGGCAAUGGCUGUCAUGCCAGGCGUCGGCUUUCUACUUCCAAAAGGUCUUAAAGAUUGGUCCUAUCUGCUCUUUCUAGGCAUCUGUGGAUUCGUCAUGCAAUUCCUCCUAGCCGCGGGUCUCCAAUACGAGAAGUCUUCUCGCGCAACGAACAUGCUCUACAUGCAGAUGUUCUUCGCACUUGGAUUCGACAAGCUAAUUUGGGGUACAACGCCGAGUGCCUUGUCCAUUGUUGGAUCGUCGCUCAUCCUUGGUUCGGCUAUAUAUGUCGCAAUGAACAAGGAGCAGCCAAAGAAGGUAGCUGAGCCAGUGGGUAGAGGAGAUAGCGAAGAAGAAAGGGGCUUGAUGUCGCCGGUCUUUGAUGCCGAACGAAGAGAUGAGGAGGAUGCCGAUAUACAGAUGCGACCGCUGAGAUGA